Molecule: messenger RNA, 432 nt
Organism: Rodentolepis nana
Lineage: Eukaryota; Metazoa; Platyhelminthes; Cestoda; Cyclophyllidea; Hymenolepididae
Source: the annotation of a GenBank genome assembly
GAGGCUGCAGACAUUUUUGUCAGGGACUUCAUAUUGACACGACUUCUAACUUUAGAAUUCUGCAGCGACUUUCCAUUCCCCCUUCAAGACGAACCUUUCAGACUUCUUUCGGGUGUGUUGCGUUUCUAUAAACACGGCCCACCUGAGCCGAGAUUACAGAAACAAAGCAGUAUGAACACCCUUCUGGCCUGCUAUCAAGUUGGUAUCUAUAGCGACCGCCAACUGAUAGGCGAAGCUCCAGGAGAAACAAUUGAUGUAGCAGAAAAGGAAGCAGCUUUACAAGCGCUUAGAAAUCUAUUUGGAAUUCAAGACAACCGCCCAUGCCUUCCUUUGACUGGCCCAUAUAUUCCUGUAGAUGAUAUUCCCCCAAACCCAACACUUGAGGAUUAUCUCAGAGCCGAGGAAAAGAUAGAGGAUAAAUGCACCUCCUAG